AUAUAUAUAUAUGCAUGUAGUUGAAUUAUUUGCCAGUCACUGAGGUAAUGUAGUAAGUAUGAGUUCUCUUAUAAGGGGCGAAACAUCACAAGAAAGCUAUGGUGUUCAAACAUGAGUGCAAUCAAGCAAGUUGCUAUUAGAUGUCUUUCAACAUCAAGUUUCUCCACAGCUGCUAGAGACAUUACAUAUACGGGUAUGUAUGAAACCACACAAGAUGAUGUCCUCAUGAAAGAGGUAGGAGAUUGCGGUGUGAUAAUUUUGAAUCGGCCCAAGGUAUUGAAUAGUUUGAAUCUGUCCAUGAUUAAAAAAAUCCAUCCUAUUUUGAAGCAAUGGGAAUCUUCAAAGAGAUUAGUAAUGAUAGAAGGGGCAGGUGAUAAAGCAUUCUGUGCAGGAGGUGAUGUUAAGUCUAUUACCACAGUAUUACAUGAACCAAACGGGGAGACUUUUGGGCAAGAAUUCUUUAGAAGAGAGUAUACCUUGAAUCAUUAUAUUAGUGUGUACAAGAAGCCUUUCAUAGCUUUCAUCAAUGGGAUAACCAUGGGAGGUGGUGUUGGAUUGUCUGUACAUGGCAAAUACAGAGUCGCUACAGAAAAGACACUCUUUGCUAUGCCGGAAACAAUGAUAGGACUGUUCCCUGAUGUCGGUGGAACUUACUUUUUGCCUAGACUGAAAGGAAAAUUGGGUCUUUAUUUGGGUCUAACAGGCCACAGAUUAAAAGGUGUUGAUGUGCUUCUUGCUGGGAUUGCGACGCAUUACGUGCCAUCAGAGAAACUCCCGGAUCUGAAGCAUGAUUUGUCAACAUCACCAAACGACAGCAUCAAUGACAUUUUGAUCAAAUAUCAGCCAAAGUUGAAUUGCGAAUUCAGCUUGGCGCCUCACAUGUCACAAAUAGAGCAUUGCUUCUCUGCUCCGACCAUUGAGGAGAUAAUCGAGAGACUAAAGGAAGACGAUUCGGAAUGGGCUCGGAAGAACGUGGAGAUACUAUUCCAAAUGUGCCCGUCCUCUCUUAAAGUGUCAAAGAAAGCAAUCGACGAAGCGAAAGAAAAAUCUUUAGCGGAAUGUUUGAAAAUUGAAUAUAGAUUGGCGUAUACCGCGCUAGACAAAGCGAGCGACUUUUACGAAGGUGUGAGAGCUCUCUUGAUCGACAAAGAUCAAAAACCGAUGUGGAAACCUAGCACUUUGGCUAAUGUCACAAAUGAAUAUAUUAAUAAACGAUUCGCACCGUUACCUGUCGAGUUGGAAUUAGAAUUGAGUGCGAGUAAACUGUGAGAACUGAGGAAUGUACUUGGCAAACAAUGGAUUAUUAUUGAAACCAUUAUUAAAUAUUAUUGUUAUACAUAAUUUUAUACUCAAAAGUCUAUUAAAAGGACGAGCUUACUAA
Messenger RNA from Harpegnathos saltator (Jerdon's jumping ant), 1381 nucleotides. RefSeq names its product 3-hydroxyisobutyryl-CoA hydrolase (gene Hibch). Lineage: Eukaryota; Metazoa; Arthropoda; Insecta; Hymenoptera; Formicidae. Gene Ontology annotation, molecular function: 3-hydroxyisobutyryl-CoA hydrolase activity. Gene Ontology annotation, cellular component: mitochondrion. The transcript has 7 exons. Gene Ontology annotation, biological process: L-valine catabolic process. The coding region runs from base 112 to 1269 and encodes 385 amino acids. The record is from RefSeq and is a predicted model, not a curated record.